Molecule: messenger RNA, 206 nt
Organism: Botrytis fragariae
Lineage: Eukaryota; Fungi; Ascomycota; Leotiomycetes; Helotiales; Sclerotiniaceae
Exons: 2
Coding region: 33-206 (57 amino acids)
Source: RefSeq, a predicted model, not a curated record
CCUUGAUCAUCUUACCGCUUCCAGAACGAGCGAUGUCGUCGUCUAAGGAUGCCUCGGAUCUUAGUCACAAAUUAUUUAUGCGCCACUCAAUACCGGGAAGAGUGCGAACGGACGUUGCCCCGGAAAAUUUCCAAGUGACCGGUGCCCUAAGCUGCCAUGACGCCGCUACGAGUCAGCCAUGUGCUCGGAAAACGCCUGGAGCCUAG